This is a messenger RNA of Brassica oleracea var. oleracea, 1799 nucleotides long. RefSeq names its product UPF0503 protein At3g09070, chloroplastic. The transcript is spliced from 2 exons. Lineage: Eukaryota; Viridiplantae; Streptophyta; Magnoliopsida; Brassicales; Brassicaceae. The coding region runs from base 136 to 1605 and encodes 489 amino acids. The record is from RefSeq and is a predicted model, not a curated record.
AAGACAAGGGAAAGGGGUUGUUCAAUAGUGUUGAGAAACGCCAUUUCUCUCUCUCUCUCCAAAAAUGGCACUGACCCAUUCGACUCCACUCUCUUCUAUUCACUACUGAAACCACUCCUGAGCCCUAAAGCCAUCAUGACCCACCACCAAUCCCAGCGCCGUCGCCGUCGUCACUCCGCCGUCUGUAACCGUCAUCCCACUUCCAAACCCACCACUGGCUUCUGCGCCACCUGUCUCCGCGAACGCCUCUCCACCAUCGAAGCUCUCUCNNCCGAUCAAGCCCCCGAGCUCCGCCGUGCUCGCUCGCACUCCGUUCGUGACGCAUCCGCCGCAGAUUUCGAUCAGCCACGACGCAGAUCGGGUGACGACGGCUCUCUCCACGACCGAUUCGCCGACGACGACGAAGAAGAGAGGCUGGGAAGCUCGAUUCGGAUUCCAGAUUUGAAAGAGGAGGAAGAAGAAGAUGAAGGAAGAGUGGGUAUGAGGCUCCUUGAAGAAGACGGAGAGCAGGAGACGAUGAAGGAGUUUAUAGAUCUCGAAUCAAGAACUCGCCAAAUCAAGAAGAGCAACGACAAAGAUUCCUCCUCCUCCUUCACAUCUGUUUUCAGCAGAACGCUUAAGAAACUCUCUCUCAAACAACAUCCCAAGAACUCCCUAAACGGCGACGUUUACUCGAAAACAGCUCUUGGCCGUCGUUCAUGUGAUGUGGAUCCCAGGUUGUCUCUCGACGCAGGUCGAGUCUCUUUCGAGGAGCCUAGAGCGUCAUGGGACGGAUGCUUGAUCGGGAAGACGUAUCCAAAGCUGAUACCUUUGUCAUCCGUGACCGAAGAUGCUAAAGCCUCGCCGGAGAAGAAGCCAGGCGGGACAGCUCAGACGAGGGAUUACUACUUGGACUCACGGCGGAGAAGAAGCUUUGAUCGGUCAUCAAAGUUGUCACCUGAAGGUGUUGGUUUGUUUCAUGGAGCUAAGUUGCUUGUUACCGAGAGGGAACUGAGGGAUUCGAAUUGGUAUUCCAUCAAAAACUACAAACCGGAGAGCUUAGAGUUAGCUUCCAAAGGCGUAGUUUGUGUUGCUGGUAGUGGCGAGGUGAAGCAGGAUGGUUUUGGUUUGAAGAAGGCUGGAAAGAAAUGGGGGAAAGGAUGGAGUCUUUGGGGGUUGAUUCAGAGGAAAGGUGAUACAGCGAAGAACAACGAGGUUAAAACCGAGCAAAGUUUGAAACUUGGAGGAAAUGCAAUGGAGGGUUCUCUCGCUGAGUCUCUCUUGAAGCUUAGGAGAGUGGCUAAAGGAGAAAGCAACGGUGAUGUUAGCGAGAAACUCUUGAGAAGUUACAGCGUUAGUGCAAGGAAGUCUUGUGAUGGUGGCGUGUUUCAUGGUGCUUCUAUUCUUGAUGGCUUCGAAGGUGGAAGAAGCUCUUGUGAUGGUCUGUUCCAUGGGUCUAUUACUGGCGGUGCUGAGCCUGCAAGAAGAAGCUUGUGCGAAGACAUUCAGAGAGACGCCAAGCUUGGUGGUGCUUCGUACUCGCCGGAUAGCCUCAGAAACGGUAUGGUUAGAUUCUACUUGACGCCACUAAAGAGCAACUCUGGGAAAAGUAGGCUGAUGAAUUAGUCUUGAUGUGUGAUGGAUAAUUAUAUUUGAUAGUACUGUGUUGUAAUUAGCCAUUACCAUAUGUAUGUUUACUUGUUAUCCCCAUUGUUCUAUAGAUAAUAUGAAGCCAGAUCAUAUGCUUAUCUUUGUUCUAUCUACUUUCUAUGUGUUAUCAAAGCUCUCAAGAGUUCAAUACAAUGGUGAUUUUGUUCAAA